AUGGGAGAGGACGAGGGGGUGAGCGGCAAAAACCGCGUGAGUGCCGCGCGCCGUGGCGAUAGUAGCGAGGACGACGGGGACGGGAGGAGCCUCCCACAGACGAGAGGUGAAACAGACCACUCGCAGGAAGACGACGAGGAGGGGAGGGGCCUCCCACAGACCAAAGAUGACACCGCCCACUUGCUGGAAGACGAGAGGGGAGAGUCCCCCCCGCGUGGCACCCCCAAAGGGGCCACCCAGCUCUCCAUUCGGGGGAUCAAGGUGGGGAGGCUGAACUUGAGCUCGUUCAGGCGCAAGAGGGAGGAGGAAAAAGAAGGGAAAAAAAAACCAAGUGAAGGGGAUGAAGUUGAUGAAUGUGACCGAGAUGAGGAAGGUGUGGGAGAUGACCAACGCGGGGGGGACACCCCCUUGUCGGACGAGGAAGACGCCCUGACGGCGAGCAGCGCCACCUGCACGGAGCUCCUAGAUGGCCGCUUACUACUGAGCGGAUACGAAUUCGCAUCAGACGGAGAGAAAGUGAAAAGCAAAAAAAUCACCCACAUAGUUAACAUGGCAGGGGAGGAGUGCCCCAACAGACUCGAAGCCCCUCUUUCCUACAGAACCUACUACGUGAGGGACGACUUACAAGAGGACCUGUUUUACAGUCUGCUAGAUGCGACUCACUUUAUUGAAGAAAUGCUAAGCAGUGAUGAGGCAAACAAAAUCCUUGUGCAUUGCAACAAGGGAGUUUCCAGGUCCGUCAUCGUAGUUAUUUUCUUUCUCAUGACGCAUCUGGGGAUACCCUUUGGAGAUGCCUUCGACCUGGUGAAGAGGCGGCGCCCUCUGUCCAACCCCAAUUUGGGCUUCGUCUCGCAGCUGCUGCACCUGUUUGGGCUGCGCCGCCGCGUUGGGGGAGCGUCCCUGGAAAGUACUUCCGACGGAGCUACUCCGGUGGAACCCCCCUCCGGGGAAGCCACGCUCAUCUUCCGAGUCGAUGGCGCAGGUGAGGCCCUCACGCUGACCAACCUGAUGAGUCUCUCCCAAGACGCGAGUACAAACCCCACAGAGAUGGACCAGCGAUUUAACUACGUGAUGACAAGGGACUUUCGCGAAUUUUACUUGUUGCUGCUCGACCCUACCUUCGAAGCUGCGUGCACGCCCCUCCUUGCGCGCUUUGCGCGCAUAUGCCGAGCCUUUUUUCACGGCGGCGCUGCAGAAGGGAUGCACGCAAUGCACGUGAUCCACGCAACCCACGCCGGCGAGCUGAUGCAGCGCCUUCGAUUGGACACGCAGCUGUCCAGCCGCCUCCCCCGCAACGACGGGGCGUACCGAAAGCUGCUGCAGGUGCGGGAGGGGAUGAGCGGUAGCUGGGCAGCACAGCAGUGCAGCGGCGUAGCAGCGCAGCAGCGCGACGAGUCGAUGCCCUAA
This is a messenger RNA of Plasmodium vivax (malaria parasite P. vivax), 1407 nucleotides long. Its product is annotated as mitogen-activated protein (MAP) kinase phosphatase, putative. Gene Ontology annotation, molecular function: protein tyrosine/serine/threonine phosphatase activity. The transcript has a single exon. Gene Ontology annotation, biological process: protein dephosphorylation. The record is from RefSeq and is a predicted model, not a curated record. NCBI's taxonomy places the organism in Eukaryota, Apicomplexa, Aconoidasida, Haemosporida, Plasmodiidae. The coding region runs from base 1 to 1407 and encodes 468 amino acids.